AUGUCGCAAGCCGCAAUGGCUAUCGAGAAAUGCACCUCCCAUUGGGACGACUUCCUCGCCAAUUAUUGCGAUAUCGAAUUCGUCUGGCUACAAUUCAUGUCCUAUCGCAGUUUGGUCUACACGCGCAUGUUCCCUGUGAACAAAUUCAAAGCCAUGGUACAGAGAGGCAGAUUUAUCACCAUCCCCAAAGUCGUACUCCUCCUGGGUCCCGGUGAUGUUAUCGCCGAAGGAGGUCUGCCAUCGGGUAAAUUCUGGUUGCGGCCGGAUUUUGAGACCGCAUAUUGCCAACCCGGAUCCAAUGGAACUCGAGCAGUCAUGAUGUGCGACUUUGUAGACGAUGAGGGCGCGCCGAUCGGGGAGUGCGCCAGGUCGCGGCUGAGAGCGCUGGAGGAGACACUGCUGAGCGAGCUGGGGUUCUCGACAUUGGUCGGAUUUGAAAUCGAGGUGAUGUUCAUGCGAGGCGAGAAGAGCGAUGGGGGGAUGCGGUUCUCCAUGGCCAAUUACGAGCAUUCGUGGUCCAGCAUGACGGCCGAGGACGAGUCGAUGCUGGAGAUGAUGGAGACCAUUGCGCGGACGCUGGCUACGGUGGAUGUUCCCCUGGAGCAGUUCCAUGCGGAGGCAGCACCAGGUCAAUGGGAGUUUGUCCUGCCUCCUGCGAGGCCUAUCCAGGCCGCUGAUAUGCUGAUCAGGGCUCGGGAGAUCAUCACACGAGUUGCAACCUCGUUCGGAUAUCAUGCUACGGUGUAUUCGCGCCCAUCACCCGUCCAUCCGGGUAAUGGGGGCCAUGUACAUUUGUCAGUAAGUUCUGUGGGGAAAUCAGCGAAUUGGGUCCAGAAGGCAGAAUCCUUCUUCGCAGGUAUCAUGAAUCAUAUGCCCGCCGUUAUGGCGUUCUCCUUGCCUCAAGACAUCAGCUACAGUCGUGUCGCAGCUGGGCUUUGGAGUGGGGGCGAAUACGCGUGCUGGGGGUGGGAGAACAAAGAGGCUCCACUUCGUCGCAUCGAAGAGAAUCAUUUCGAGUUCAAGCUGGCUGACGGGCUUGCAAACCCUUAUCUCACUUUGUCCGCAAUGAUCGCUGCUGGAAUCGAAGGGAUGCGAAACCACGAGCCUCUGCAGGGAGGUGACUGCGUGACCUCUGCAUCAGAGCUGUCGCCGGACGAGCGGCAAGCCCUGGGGAUCAACACGAUCCUACCAAAAUCACUCGACGAGAGCUUGAAGGCCUUGGAGAAGGACGAUGCCGUAGGCAAACUGUGUGGCCCAGACAUCAUCACCACAUAUGUGCUAGUCAAGCGGACGGAGGCAAAGAUACUGCGCCAAAUGGCUGUUGACGAUCGAAAGAACUGGCUGAUCGCGAGUAUGGAUGUCUUUGAGAAUUUUUCUUCAGAGGGCUACAACAGCUUUCCCGUCGCCGAGUCUCUGCGGUCCUUUCCAUCAACGGUGGCCCUGGACGACCAUGGCCUCCUGGUCAGCGAGUCGAGAGCACCUAGUCGUCAAGAGCAAUACUCUGACGAGCAGUCUCGAGCCGAUGAGCUUCUCUUCGGCUUUCCUCAACCCCCAAGGAGCUCGCAUAGCAUGGGCAAGAAUUUCAAGGACGGAGGCAGUCCUCUCACGCCUAAGCCAUCCAUCAAGGCCUUGCGCCGAAAAUAUAUGAUUCACGAACUGCCCCUGUUGCAAGCAGUGAAUCCAUACGAUGGAUCGGAUCAGUUCAACCCGGUCAACGAACAGGGCGUCUCCUACGACCUGAUCGCCCCAUAUGAGGGAGAGACGACGCCAUUGCACAGCCUGGAGCGACUCGGUGACCUUAUGUUCUCCUCGGAGCACAUGCUCUCCAUCCUGAACAACCCACGGUAUCUAGCGCGUUUUCGCGAGUUUCUGGUGGAAGAACGACCGCAGUCUCUCCCUGCCCUGACGUAUUACUUGAAUGCGCUCAAGGCUCUAAAAGCAAUCAACUAUGCCAACUCCCUCGUCCGUGUGUCGAUCGAUGUCCCCACGCCGGGGAUCAGGACCGCUGAUUCCCCCAUUGGACCGACCAUGGAUUCUGCGCUGGAGAAGCGCGUCGACGAGGCGCUUAUGGCUCUGACAGCGGAGGAGUUGCCCGCCUUCAUCACAUUCAACUGUAUCAGAAUCACCAGCAAGGUGGUCGAGAAGCGGAUUCGAGGGACGCUCCCGAAGGGGUUCCGGGGGACGGCCGACGCUCUGGCAGAGGUGUUUUGCUUGACGGAUCCAUCGCGCCCGGACAAUCCUAUUAUUUUCGCAUCGGAGGAAUUUCACCGUUCAACUCAGUAUGGCAUGGACUAUGUGCUCGGGCGGAAUUGUCGCUUUCUGCAAGGGCCAAAGACAAACCCUAAUAGUGUUCGUCGGCUUCGUGAGGCGAUUGCGGCUGGACGGCAUCAUUCCGAACUGUUUUUGAACUACCGACGCGACGGCUCUCCCUUCAUGAAUUUGCUGCAAUGCGCCCCCCUUUGCGACAGCAAGGGCACGAUCCGCUACUUCAUCGGCGCUCAGGUUGAUGUCUCCGGCCUGGCAAUGGACGGCGCUCAGAUGGAAUCCCUGCAGAAAUUGCAAGAGCAACAACACAAACGCGAGCAAGCCGAUGAAGAUGGCGAGGGUACCUCGUCUGCAUCCGAGUAUUCUGCAAAAUCGAAGAGCAAAUUCCAAGAGAUGGCCGAAUUGUUCAGUCCGCGGGAGCUGGUGAAUGUGCAAGAAUAUGGAGGUAACUUGUUCAACCCGGUAAACAACACAAGAAACAGCACACGCAGUCCGAGACCCUGGACUGCAAUGGACAAUUCCUCUUCCGAAAGUGAAGUGGAAACUGCAAUGCGAGAGCGGGCCACCAACUCGUCCUUGGUCAGAGGUUCCUUGACUGGAGUGUACGAAAAUUACCUCCUCGUCCGGCCAUAUCCUUCUCUUAGGAUACUGUUUACCUCUCCCUCGCUUCAGAUUCCCGGAAUUCUUCAAACUUCCUUCUUCUCACGGAUCGGCAGCUCCUCGGUUGUCAAGGACCAGCUGCUGGAGGCAAUGAUGUCUGGACGCAGCGUGACGGCGCGGAUUAUGUGGAUAACGCGGUAUAAUACAGAAGGACGCUCUCGAUGGGUGCAUUGUACGCCGCUUCUUGCCAGCAAUGGCAAGGUGGGCGUGUGGAUGGUGGUAGUCGUGGAUGACGACGAAGACAGCGAGAUCAAGUGGCGAGGGAACUGGCCAACAACUGUGUAG
Messenger RNA from Aspergillus thermomutatus, 3210 nucleotides. Its product is annotated as FluG family protein. The transcript has 6 exons. Lineage: Eukaryota; Fungi; Ascomycota; Eurotiomycetes; Eurotiales; Aspergillaceae. Bases 1 to 3210 code for a protein of 1069 amino acids. Gene Ontology annotation, molecular function: glutamine synthetase activity. The record is from RefSeq and is a predicted model, not a curated record.